AUCAGUACCUAUCUCCAGUUCAUUCCCUUCUUCCUCUACACACGUGGAGCAAUCGUAUAUUGCUCACCGUGAGCAUGGUCUCUUCCUCCUUCAUGGCUUUCGCGGCUCUAGCUAGCUCCUUCCUCAUCGUCCUCCAUUCCAGCAGCGUCUCUGGCUGGUCCGACGGCCGUGCGACGUGGUACGGUCCCCACGAAGGCGCCGGCACCGACGGUGGUGCAUGCGGGUACCAGGGCGAUGUGGAGCAGCCGCCGUUCUCAGCCAUGGUCACGGCGGCCGGCCCCUCUAUCUUUAAGAACGGCAAGGGCUGCGGCGCUUGCUAUCAGGUUAGAUGCACCAACCAUGGCGCUUGCUCCGGGUUCCCGGUGACCGUGGUCGUCACAGACCAGUGCCCCGGCGGGCCGUGCCUGGCCGAGGCUGCCCACUUUGACCUCGGCGGGAAGGCGUUCGGCGCCAUGGCCAAGCCCGGACAGGCCGACAACCUCCGCAACGCAGGCAGACUUAGAGUCCAGUACAACCGGGUUCGGUGCAACUGGCAUGGGCUAGACAUAGCCUUCAGGGUGGACGGUGGCUCCAACCCGAACUACCUUGCGCUGCUCAUCGAGGACGAGGCCGGCGACGGCGACCUGUCGGCGGUCGAGCUUCAGCAGCGCGGCGGCAGGUGGGCGCCGAUGCAGGAGUCAUGGGGCGCGGUGUGGAAGUACAACUCCGGGUCCACCCUGCAGACACCCAUGUCGAUCCGCCUCACCUCCAGCUCCGGCAAGAAGCUCGUCGCCACCAAUGUCAUCCCCUCCGGCUGGCAGCCCGGAAGAACCUACCGAUCCAUCGUAAACUUCCAUUGAUCGAGUGAUCGUUCGAUUUGUCGGAUGAUCGAGUACCAUCCAACCUAUGUUA
Molecule: messenger RNA, 891 nt
Organism: Hordeum vulgare subsp. vulgare (domesticated barley)
Lineage: Eukaryota; Viridiplantae; Streptophyta; Magnoliopsida; Poales; Poaceae
Product: putative expansin-B14
Exons: 3
Coding region: 75-839 (254 amino acids)
Biological process (GO): sexual reproduction
Cellular component (GO): extracellular region
Source: RefSeq, a predicted model, not a curated record